This is a messenger RNA of Monopterus albus (swamp eel), 7150 nucleotides long. It is a transcript of the gene atp2b1a, whose product is annotated as ATPase plasma membrane Ca2+ transporting 1a. Bases 504 to 4340 code for a protein of 1278 amino acids. The transcript has 22 exons. NCBI's taxonomy places the organism in Eukaryota, Metazoa, Chordata, Actinopteri, Synbranchiformes, Synbranchidae. The record is from RefSeq and is a predicted model, not a curated record. Gene Ontology annotation, biological process: calcium ion transmembrane transport; regulation of cytosolic calcium ion concentration. Gene Ontology annotation, molecular function: ATP binding; P-type calcium transporter activity; PDZ domain binding. Gene Ontology annotation, cellular component: plasma membrane; intracellular membrane-bounded organelle.
UGUGGUUUUCGGUCUAGAGCACUUGAGCUUCCGUGGUCUCGAAUAGGGUGGAACUAUCUUGACAGCCCAGGCUCCAGACUUUGGUUGUGGUUGUGACAGCGCAGUGGGCGGGAUUUUACCUCAGAUCAGGGGAGACAGUCUAGUCUUCAGUGAGACUGAGGGGGAGUUAAAUGGAGAAAGGGACUUGGGGUGUUCUUCAGAGAACGGGAUCUACAUGCAUGGUGACCGCUGGCUCUGUGUGUGAUCCUCAGUCACCAUGAAAGACUAGGAACUCAGCUCUCCAAGGGAAAUGGCUUGUUUUAUAAUCCCUGCCCUGCUACCUGAUGUAUGACUCCAGCUGCCUGUGAGGGGCCUGUCAGCUGUUUAUGGGAACUACCACUGUGUUUGCACUCUUGAGGAUUUAAGCUUUUCCAGGACAACACUUCUUCAUUUUUUUUUUUUCCCCCCUCACUGUCUGGCUGAAGCAUCAACGCUUUGCACUAGAGCAGGGAGGCAACGAGACAAUGGCAAACAACUCGUACAGUGGGGUGAAGAACUCCUUGGUUGAGGCCAACCACGAUGGAGAAUUUGGCUGCACGCUCAAAGAACUGCGCUCCCUUAUGGAACUGAGAGGCGCUGAAGCAAUAGGAAAAAUUGGGGAAUCUUAUGGGGAUAUUCAAGGACUCUGCAAUCGAUUAAAAACAUCACCUAUAGAUGGUUUAAGUGGACAGCCUGUAGACAUCGAGAAGCGGAAAACGGUGUUUGGGCAAAAUUUUAUACCACCCAAAAAGCCCAAGACUUUCUUACAGUUAGUGUGGGAGGCGCUACAGGAUGUCACACUGAUUAUCCUAGAAGUGGCAGCCGUAGUUUCACUAGGCCUUUCUUUUUAUCAACCUCCAGAUGCCGAAAGAGAACACUGUGGAAGGGCUGCUGGUGGCGCGGAGGACGAAAACGAGUCAGAGGCAAGCUGGAUUGAAGGCGCCGCUAUUCUCCUGUCAGUUGUAUGUGUGGUGCUGGUGACAGCGUUCAAUGACUGGAGUAAAGAGAAGCAGUUUAGGGGCCUUCAGAACCGCAUUGAGCAGGAACAGAAAUUUACUGUUGUCCGCGGAGGGCAAGUUAUCCAAAUUCCUGUGGCUGAUAUUGUGGUUGGCGACAUUGCACAAGUAAAAUAUGGUGAUCUUUUGCCUGCUGAUGGAGUCCUCAUCCAAGGCAAUGACCUGAAGAUCGAUGAAAGCUCGCUCACAGGGGAGUCGGACCAUGUCAAGAAAACACAAGAAAAAGAUCCAAUGCUGUUAUCAGGCACCCAUGUAAUGGAGGGCUCAGGGAAAGUGGUGGUCACUGCUGUGGGUGUCAACUCUCAAACUGGAAUUAUCUUCACUUUACUCGGGGGUGGUGAGGAUGAUGACGAAGAAGAAGAGGAAAAGAAAAAAGAAAAGGAGGAAAAGAAGAAACAGAGAAAAAACAAGAAGCAGGAUGGAUCUGUGGAAAAUCGUAAGAAAGCUAAAGCUCAGGAUGGUGCUGCAAUGGAAAUGCAGCCUCUGAACAGUGAUGAGGGAGCUGAUGCAGAAGAGAAGAAAAAAGCCAACUUGCCAAAGAAAGAGAAGUCUGUUCUUCAGGGCAAACUGACCAAACUAGCUGUACAGAUUGGCAAAGCAGGACUGGUCAUGUCAGCCAUCACUGUUAUUAUCCUGGUGGUGCUGUUUGUAGUAGACACCUUCUGGAUCCAGAAUCUGCCCUGGGUCCAGGACUGCACACCUAUUUACAUUCAGUUAUUUGUGAAAUUCUUCAUCAUUGGUGUCACUGUUCUGGUGGUAGCUGUUCCCGAAGGCCUGCCACUUGCUGUAACAAUCUCUCUGGCAUACUCCGUUAAGAAAAUGAUGAAAGACAACAAUCUAGUGCGUCACUUGGAUGCCUGUGAGACUAUGGGGAAUGCUACUGCCAUCUGCUCUGACAAGACUGGUACUCUGACCAUGAACCGCAUGACUGUGGUGCAGGCCUACAUUGCUGAAAAGCACUAUAAGAAAGUCCCUGAACCUGAGAACAUCCCCUCAUCUACUUUAGACAUCCUGAUUCUGGGCAUUGCAGUCAACUGCGCCUACACCACCAAGAUCAUGCCUCCAGAGAAAGAAGGAGGCCUGCCACGGCAGGUGGGUAACAAGACCGAAUGUGCCUUGCUCGGAUUUUCCAAUGACCUGAAGCGUGACUACCAGAUGAUCCGCAGCGAGAUCCCUGAAGAGAAACUAUACAAAGUCUACACCUUCAACUCAGUCCGCAAGUCAAUGAGCACUGUGUUGAAGAUGGCUGAUGGAAGCUACCGUAUGUUCAGCAAAGGGGCCUCAGAAAUCCUCUUAAAAAAGUGCUAUAAAAUCCUGACAGCAAAUGGUGAGCCCAAGGUGUUUCGCCCACGGGACAGAGAUGACAUGGUUAAGAAAGUGAUUGAGCCUAUGGCCUCAGAGGGCCUGAGGACCAUCUGCCUUGGAUACAGAGACUUCCCUGCUUCUGACGGUGAGCCUGACUGGGACAAUGAAAACGAUAUCCUCAGUGGACUGACGUGCAUCUGCGUGGUGGGAAUUGAAGACCCUGUGAGGCCUGAGGUCCCAGAUGCCAUCAGGAAAUGCCAGCGUGCAGGCAUCAUAGUGCGGAUGGUGACUGGGGACAACAUAAACACAGGUCGAGCCAUUGCCGCAAAAUGUGGCAUCUUACAACCUGGAGAUGACUUCCUCUGCCUUGAGGGCAAAGAGUUCAACCGAAGGAUACGCAACGAAAAAGGAGAGAUUGAACAAGAACGCAUUGACAAGAUUUGGCCCAAACUACGAGUAUUGGCUCGCUCCUCCCCCACUGACAAACACACCCUUGUGAAAGGCAUCAUCGACAGCACAGUGGCAGAACAGAGACAAGUAGUAGCAGUCACAGGAGAUGGUACAAAUGAUGGUCCUGCCUUGAAGAAAGCUGAUGUUGGCUUUGCCAUGGGUCUUGCUGGUACAGAUGUUGCCAAGGAGGCAUCUGACAUCAUUCUGACUGAUGACAACUUUUCCAGCAUUGUCAAAGCCGUCAUGUGGGGUCGCAACGUCUAUGACAGCAUCUCCAAGUUUCUCCAGUUUCAGCUAACUGUUAAUGUGGUGGCUGUCAUCGUAGCAUUUACAGGAGCCUGCAUCACACAGGACUCUCCACUGAAAGCAGUACAGAUGUUAUGGGUCAACCUGAUCAUGGAUACCUUUGCUUCACUAGCCCUGGCCACAGAGCCCCCCACAGAAGCCCUGCUGCUAAGGAAGCCAUAUGGCCGCAACAAGCCUCUCAUUUCUCGAACCAUGAUGAAGAACAUCCUGGGUCAGGGAGUGUACCAGCUAACCAUCAUCUUUACUCUGCUCUUUGCUGGGGAGAAAAUGUUUGAUGUUGACAGCGGCAGAAAUGCACCGCUCCAUGCCCCACCUUCUGAACACUACACCAUUGUCUUCAAUACCUUUGUAAUGAUGCAGCUUUUCAACGAGAUCAAUGCGCGCAAGAUCCAUGGUGAAAGGAAUGUCUUUGAUGGCAUCUUCAAAAACCCUAUCUUCUGUAGUAUUGUUUUUGGUACCUUCAUUGUCCAGAUUGUCAUAGUGCAGCUUGGAGGAAAGCCAUUCAGCUGUGUUGCUUUGAGCAUUGAGCAGUGGCUGUGGUGCACUUUCUUAGGCUUUGGCUCUCUACUAUGGGGACAGGUAAUCUCUUCGAUACCCACCAGCCGCUUAAAAUUCUUGAAAACAGCGGGCCAUGGCACACAGAAGGAGGAGAUCCCAGAUGAGGAACUGGAGGAGCUGGAAGAUAUGGAUGAGAUCGACCAUGCUGAGCGGGAGCUUCGUCGCGGCCAGAUCCUUUGGUUCCGAGGCCUUAAUCGCAUCCAGACUCAGAUGGAUGUAGUGAGUGCGUUCCAGAGUGGAACUUCCUUUCAGGGGGCUCUAAGGCGGCAGGCCUCCAACUCCAGCCAACAACAGCACGAUAUCCGGGUGGUGAAUGCAUUCCGCAGCUCCAUCUCCCUCUAUGAGGGGCUGGAGAAGCCCGAGUCGCGAUCAUCUAUCCACAACUUCAUGACCCACCCCGAAUUUCGGAUAGAGGACUCUGAGCCCCAUAUUCCCCUCAUAGAUGACACCGACGCAGAGGACGAUGCUCCCACCAAGCGCAACUCCACUAGCCCCCGCAACACCACACCCACACCACCCUCUCCCUCGCCCACCACCACUGCUGCCCCGACCACACCCGUCUCCCCCUCCCCAAAUCAGAACAAUAACGCUGUAGAGAGCAGUAACCACCUCCUCCCAGAGGGCCCAAAAUCAGGAAUCUCCUCGGCCCCAGCGAGCCCCCUACACAGCCUGGAGACCUCCCUUUGAUUUGACCCUGCUCCACAAGUCCCCACCACUUUUCUACCCGCCGCUGAGGAGCUCAGUUCAGAUGAUGUGAACAAACUCUUGGAGAGAAGAGAUGAACAGCUAGGAGGAGAGCGGAGUCUUGUGUGAGCUUGGCUUGGGCUGGACUGAAGGACAGCAGACAUUCAGAGGAAUGUAUGGCUUGGUGUGGAUAUUUUGGUCUUCUUUUAGUUUUGGUUGUUACUAAUACCCCGCUGCGACACAAGGACUCUGUUUCCACCCCUCCCUUCUUGGUAAGUUUUGUUUUUCUCAGUAAACAAGGGGUGAUUAUAAAGUGAGAUCGAAAGUGACCUAUUAUUAUUAUUAUUUGAAUUGAGAAGGGGGGGUCGUCCUCCUGGCUUGAAGAUCAUCUGUAAGAAUUAUGAUAGAACCUUUAGCUUCUCUUUUAUCUGAAUGGUGUUGUAUAUUUAUCUCUUUGGCCCUUGCUCAUUCAAAACUUAUUUUUGCUCCAUUGGCUGUUAAUAUUUUGAGUUAUUUAUGUUUUUGGAAAAAGCAGGUCUGUUUACAAAGUUUGUAGAUACUUUUUUUUCUGUUUGUAGGCAAAAGAGCUUCCUGAUAUAUGAUGCAGAAAAGUGGGACAGAGUUAAAAAUGGAUGAGGACUAUUUCAGAUACUGCUGUAUUUUCAGGAAAAAAGGGUGUUUCUAUUGAAACUUAACUAUUUUUGCCUGCAAGUUUUAUUUGUUAUAUAUUUGUAGAUAAUUAUAGAGCCUUCUAGCCAAAUGGUUAAACACUAAGGCUUGUAUAGAAAAAGAGGUCCAUGGGGUGAAGUGUUUUUCACAGGAGACUGGGUGGGAAAACACAAUUUAGGGCCUCUGUCCACUAACAUAGUUAUAAAUAUUUACUUCUUCCAUUUCUUCAAUAGUUUUCAUGUGCACAAAACCUUCUGGAGUUUCUGGAAUCUUUUAUCAUCCAUUUUGUUAUGUUCAAGGAUUUCCCCUUGUAGAAAGGUUCACUCAUUAAAAGGGAUUUUUGAAAAUAUCUGGGCCUGUAUUUAGCAAGCAUCUCAGAAUGACACCUAGGGAUGAUGCUGAAAGUCAGACUAGGAAACAAAGUCUUACCUCAGAGUUGGUCAUAAGCACCUCAUGAAGCCUCCUACAGUCACUUUUCUUUUACAUCUUUGUGGUUGCAAAAUACUUGGAACUGUUAAAUUAAAGUAUCUUUUUCUAGUGGUUGUUAGUUACAUUCAGAAGAGGCUGGAUUAGAUUUAAUGCAGGAAAACAGCAGCAGCUUCACUUAUGGGUGCAUGAUAAUCUAAUUUAUGCAUGUUAAGGCUCAAUUUUUUUUUUGCCAAAACUAAUAAAAAGCACUAAAAUGACUGUUUAUCCGCUUUUUUUUUUUUCCCCACAACUAUGGUUCAAGCUAGCGCUGUAUCAUGAACUGAUCCGUCAGUGCGCCUGUUUAUUUCUCUAUAAUUACUUCAUAUAGACUAAAUGUGAAUGUGCCUUGACUACAGUAAUCAUUUAGACAGUACAUUUGCCACGUUCAGGAAACUCCUUACAGAUAAAACACUGUUACUCCUACAGCUAAACGUAGAACCAAAUAAUCCUCAUUAAAAUUGUAGGCUGCGUAGGUUAGGACUGGGUUCCUCCCUCUGGAUGCUUGAUAAAUAUGGACCCUGGUCAUCUUGUCUUUACUUUUAUUUAUUUUUUUAUUUUUUUUGUGCAAACUGUUAGCCCCCUGCCAAUGUACAAUAUUGACAUUUGUUUACUCAGGCUUAGAAAAAGUGUUUAAUUUAAAACAAAUCUAUAAAGAGAGAGACUUUGUGUAGAUAGUAAAACAUUGUCUGGGUUAAAAAACAAGUGAAUUAUUUUCAUAUAUCAUUUAAUCUUUAAGAUAAUGAUUUAGGACUAAGUUAUUCCUCCAAGUUGACAUUUUAAAAUUCAAGGACUGAGCAUAAAAAAAACAACUUUUCUUCAACCUUGUCCAUAAGACUCCUUUCGCUAUGGAUAAAUGUUGCUGCAUUUAAUUUGUUUGUAAAAUAUUUUUGACACCUGAUGUACUGGAAACGCUAAAGAAUUGGACCUGCAUUUUUCAGUAAAUAAGAUGAGGCAUACACUGGUAUAUCUGUCCGCACAGGGUACUUUAUUUCAUAGGGUUCCUUGGGGGAAGAAUUUUGAUACAAACCAUAGUACAAAAUAUGUACCUUUGUAUUUUUAUGACAAUACUGAUGAUAUCUUUCAUCAUACAAAACCAAUUUUGGAUGAUCUGACACCAACCAUGUUCUAAGAUGGGGGGGUUUGGCCACUAAAAUGUGUGUUGUUCUGGAAUACUCAUCUCAGGGUGCAAGUGGUGUGAAAGAGAACAGGCCUAUUUUAGUUUGUAUAUUACCACACUUAAUUCAAUGUUUGGAACGGUGCUUGUCGGCCACACGGGAUGACUCGAGCAACCGGCUGCAGAUUCUUCCUGCAGCCUUCUGUCCACCUUCGCCUGAGGGGCCACGGACAGGGGAAGGAGGUGGAAAUGUUAACUCACAAUGUUCUCUGAGGAACGAGUUGGUUUUCCUUGUUUUACAGAUGACAAAAUAGCAGCUAGGAUUGCAUACAAAGUGAGAAAUUGACAAGAAGUGGAAUCAUCUGAGGGAUUUGUUCUGUAGCUUCUUCCUGUAAUGGGAAUGAAUGUUUUUUCCAUCUGUUUUAUGGAUUAUUAUUUUUUUAUCUUUAACAUUUGGAAAUAAAAGUACUUCAUGUCUGUUUAUCUUGCGCAUUUUAAAUGGAUAUUGUGAUUGGAUUUACAUUUGAAACUUGUCGAGUAAUGUGUAUGGUUUUUAAAAAUA